Molecule: messenger RNA, 222 nt
Organism: Cylicostephanus goldi
Lineage: Eukaryota; Metazoa; Nematoda; Chromadorea; Rhabditida; Strongylidae
Source: the annotation of a GenBank genome assembly
AUGUUUGCAGAAUCUCCCACUGCAGCACUCAAACGAAGGUUCCGCACAAAUUUCACGGAAGCCCAGUCAUUGUUGCUAGAGGAAGCGUUUCAAGAAUCACAUUACCCAGAUCAAACGGCAAAGAAAGAUAUGGCGGAAAAAUUGGAUAUUCCCGAGGACAGAAUUACGGUAUGGUUCGCACUAAGCCAAGCUAUAGGUCGUUACGGAAGAUCACAACUUUGA